UUCUCUGUCUGGAAGGUUAAAAUUGAUCCCUCCAUUAUCUUCAUCUUCUCUUCUAUCAAGUUUCCCAUUGGUUUAGGGUUUUGCUGCCCGCCUGAUCCGUCGUCAAUGGAGGAGACCGGACUGAAAAUGGUUUGAAUUCUGCACAGAUGUCUGUAUGUAUUUCGCGUGAGCGUGUUUUAUGUUUAAGCGUUCGGGCAGGUUUCGGCGCUGAUUCGGGCCGCGUCUCAUGUGCAUUUUGCAUGUUUGAAGGAUUGAAAGAUUGUUUCUUGUUCGUUUCUGGGAUUGAUCGGGAGUUUGUAGGUUCUUGGGAUUGAAUUCUUGCGUGAAUGCGUGGAUCUGGUAUCGACUUUCGCCCCCUUGUGAAGAACAGAUCUUGAAAUUGGCUCCCCAACGCAGGUCGCAGCGCCCCAUGGGUGGCCAGAUGCAGCAGAGCAAUGCGGCGGCCACUGCUCUGUACGAUCACCCGGGCAAUGCCGCUGGCCCUGCAGGCGAUGCUGGAGACGCUGUCAUGGCUCGUUGGCUUCAGUCUGCGGGGUUGCAGCAUCUGGCUUCUCCCUUGGCCUCCACCGGGGUCGACCACCGCACACUCCCUAACAUCUUGAUGCAGGGGUAUGGAUCACAGUCUGUGGAAGAGAAACAAAGGCUUUUAAGAUUAAUGAGGAACCUCAAUUUUAAUGGUGAAUCUAGUUCUGAAUCUUAUAUCCCAACUGUGCAAAGCUCCGGAGGUAUUGGCAUUCCAGACGGCCUUUAUUCACCAGAACUCAGAGGAGACUUCGGUGCUGGACUUUUGGAUCUGCAUGCUAUGGAUGAUACGGACCUCUUAUCAGACAACGUCAUUUCUGAUUCAUUCGAGCCAUCACCUUUCAUGCCUGCCGUAAACAAAGCACUGUAUGGUGACUUUGAUGUGCUGAAUGGUUUGCAACAGAAAUCACACGUAGAUUUAGAUGCUUCAACUGGAAUUACAGGAAAUGAAUUAGAAACUAAUGCAAGGGAGAACAAUGUGGCAAAGAUCAAAGUAGUGGUGCGCAAAAGACCAUUAAACAAGAAGGAAGUUUCUCGUAAAGAAGAUGAUAUUGUUACUGUAUCAUCAGACAGUAGUUGCCUCACUGUGCAUGAACCCAAACUCAAGGUUGACUUGACUGCUUAUGUGGAGAAGCAUGAGUUCUGCUUCGAUGCUGUACUGGACGAGUAUGUGACAAAUGAUGAGGUGUAUCGUGCUACUGUGGAACCAAUCAUUCCAAUUAUUUUUCAGCGCACAAAAGCUACAUGCUUUGCUUAUGGUCAAACUGGAAGUGGUAAGACAUAUACCAUGCAACCCUUACCUCUUAGAGCUGCAGAAGACCUUGUUAGAUUGUUGAACCAGCCAAGCUAUCGUAAUCAGAGAUUCAAGUUGUGGCUUAGCUAUUUUGAAAUAUAUGGCGGAAAACUUUUUGAUCUUCUCAGUGACCGGAAGAAACUAUGUAUGAGGGAAGAUGCGCGGCAACAGGUUUGCAUUGUUGGAUUGCAAGAGUUUGAAGUUUCUGAUGUGCAAAUAGUAAAAGAGUAUAUUGAAAGGGGAAAUGGUGCAAGAAGUACAGGGUCCACCGGUGCUAAUGAGGAAUCGUCAAGAUCACAUGCUAUACUACAGCUUGCUGUCAAGAAACACAACGAGGUAAAAGAAUCUCGCCGAAAUAAUGAUGGAAAUGACUCCAAGGGUGGAAAGGUGGUUGGGAAACUUUCUUUUAUUGACCUUGCUGGUAGUGAAAGAGGGGCCGAUACAACUGAUAAUGACCGACAAACAAGGAUCGAAGGAGCAGAAAUUAACAAGAGCUUGUUGGCUCUCAAAGAGUGUAUACGUGCUCUUGACAAUGACCAGAUUCAUAUUCCAUUUCGAGGGAGCAAACUAACGGAAGUGCUUCGUGACUCCUUUGUUGGAAAUUCAAGGACUGUUAUGAUAUCCUGUAUCUCUCCAAAUGCUGGUUCUUGUGAACACACACUCAAUACAUUAAGAUACGCCGAUAGGGUUAAAAGUCUCUCAAAAGGCGGAAACACGAAGAAGGAUUCUGGCACCAGCACAUUUCCUCUAAACAAGGAUAAUUGUUCAGCUCCAUCUUUGCCGGUUUCUACUGAAGAUGAAGAUAUCUUUGAUCAGCUCCAAGAAUCUAAAAUACCCAGUAUGAGUAGAAGGGGUUUGGAGAAAGAAAGAUCAUACUACAAUUUCUCUAAUGAAUCUGAUAAACAACCUGCCAGUUUCUCUUCUGGUGCCAAUGGGAGUGACAGGUUUGAAGGGAAGAAUGCUUACUCGGGCCCACCUAGUGGUGUGGAAGAGAAGGCACAAAGGGUGUCUCCGCCUCGGAGGAGAGCUACAAGGGAUGAAAAGACUGAAAUACCUGAAAAGCCGGGAAUUUCGUCUAGAAAAGAUCUUUCCAACCCUGAUUUUCCCAGUAAAGGUUCUAAAGAUAUUGGAUCAAAACAGGAUUCGCUUCCACAGGAUGAUAAUAUCAAUGAAAUACUAGAGGAAGAAGAAGCUUUGAUUGCUGCCCAUAGAAGAGAAAUUGAAGACACCAUGGAGAUUGUCCGCGAAGAAAUGAAACUGCUGGCAGAAGUAGAUCAGCCUGGGAGUCAUAUUGACAAUUACGUUUCCCAGUUGAAUUUUGUUCUCUCCCGGAAAGCAGCAAGUCUGGUCAGCCUCCAAGCCAGGCUUGCAAGGUUCCAGCACCGGCUUAAAGAACAGGAAAUUCUUAGUAGAAAGAGGCCACCCCGCUAGCAAGCUGGUUGGUUUUCUCUUUUUUUUCCUUUGUUUCUCAAUUUGGUCAUAUGUAAUAUUAUACAGAAUGUUUGAAGGAUGUAAUAGGGCUUGUCUGUAGUUUCAUGCUUUAUGUGUACCCAGAAUGACCAUCCAUCUGAAAUCAUCCAGUGUACAAUCAAAGGGAAAUUAUGCAGUCUUUGUGGAACAAACCACUGGGGAGAGUGUUCAUAUUGUUCUUGAAACAUCAUAGGACACAACAGCUAGAGUGCUUUUUUUUGUUUUGUUUAUACAAUGCGAGAGACUAAAUUCAUGCCGUUCACCAAAAUUUGUUAAAUCCACUUCCCAGAUGACAAAUACUCAGAAAUAUUGUAUCAAAUUCUUAUUAUUGGAAGUGAACUUAGCAAAUUUGGUUUGAGCUUUUGACCGAGUGAAUGGAAUGAAAGUAUGUCUUAUUG
Messenger RNA from Cuscuta campestris, 3183 nucleotides. The record is from the annotation of a GenBank genome assembly. Lineage: Eukaryota; Viridiplantae; Streptophyta; Magnoliopsida; Solanales; Convolvulaceae.